This is a messenger RNA of Neoarthrinium moseri, 2358 nucleotides long. RefSeq lists its product as uncharacterized. The record is from RefSeq and is a predicted model, not a curated record. NCBI's taxonomy places the organism in Eukaryota, Fungi, Ascomycota, Sordariomycetes, Amphisphaeriales, Apiosporaceae. Bases 1 to 2358 code for a protein of 785 amino acids. The transcript is spliced from 3 exons. Gene Ontology annotation, biological process: intracellular signal transduction.
AUGGCUGCUCAGCAAAACCAGCCGACGCCGACUCCGACUAGCACCAACACCAGCACCAGCACCAGCACCAGCACCAGCACCAGAACCAGUUCCAGAACCAGCACCAGCGCCAAUACCAGCACCGCAUUGUCCAACGCAAACAACGUGGGCUCGACGAGGAAUAAAGCCGCGCCGUCCUCUCCUGGCCGACUAGGACCAGCUCCCGCCCAGCAGCAGCAGCAACAGCAGCCGCCCGUCAAAGCGACGCCUCCGCCUGCUGCCACCACUUUAACUACUGGUACUGCUACUCCUAAUAAUACUACCACCACUACCACCACCACCACUGGCGCGGCCAACAGAGGCUCUGGAAUCAUUGAAGCUUCCCCCGACGGGCCCAUUGCUUCCCUGAACAACUUUCGUCAACACCACGCCACUGCAUCCACCAGCAGCACCAUCUCGUCGUCGCUGUCGUCGACCCGUUCCCAGAAGUCCGGAGGUUUAUUUGCAUUUGCCCGCUCCUUUUCCAACUCGUCGUCGUCGGCCUCGUCUUCGGCCUUUGCAGAGCCCACCGUCCGCCCCCGCAACUCGUCGACCGCCCUCGGACUCGGCCGCCAGAACCGCCUGUCCAUUGCGCUAGAUUCACCGUCCAGUGCUGGUGAAUUGUCUCCCCGCUUUCGCCUUUCUCCCACCAACACCAGCUCGUCCGCGGCCACGACUCCAACCCUCCUCAGCCCUCACCUUGACCCAAAGCGAUCCAGCCAGUCCUCGCUCCUGGGCGAUCCCAUCACCAGCCCCUACAGCGAGACAAACCCAAACACUCAACCGCCCAUCCGCCUCCCUGUUGCGCACAACAAGAUGCAUCAGACGUCGUCGAGGUUGCUCCGUAUGACGGACGACGACCGUCCGUUCACAAGGGACUUCAAGGACUUGUUUUCGACUCUCAUCGUCAGUUUGCUGCCGCUUUCCGCACAUCGCGUUCGCUUGACCAGAGUGGAACACACAUUUCUGUCGGAAGAUGCAAUCAACAACCUUGGCUCGCUCAAGUUUUCGCAGUCCAACCGCAUGCCGGACCCCAAGGACCCUUCCCGUAUUGUAACAACCACUACGACUACCACUUUCUCCAUGGCCAAGGAUAUGGCGAGGUCAAUAUGUCAGCGGUUUGUAGAAGCACGAUUCAUCGAGUCUGCCGAUGGCAAGCUGCAGCAGGUUUACACCAUGAAGGGCUCGGUCUGGCAACUAACAUCCAAGGGUGUCGCUAUUCUGGAUCAGUUCUGCUCGCGCAAUGGAAUCCAACAGAGACAGAUUGGUGAUUUGGUGGCGACGGGUGUCAGCCAAUUGGUCACUCUUGAGCGAGAUGCCCAGUCGGAUAAGAUUGUUAUGGACAGAGGAACGAUGGAGGUGAUUUUCAGAAGAUUCUGCGGUCACAACGGCCUCAACCUGAAGUCCAGCGUCAGCACCGCAGACUCCGACUCUUUAAGUGACUACCGCGACGGCAUGACGGGUGUCAAGAUGGCAGUGGAGCGUAAGAUCACGGGCAAGACGUACAAGGAGACUUUCACGGGCAAGGCUUGUUCCGACUGGUUGAUGGACUGCGCCUCGACUGUAGACCGCCGAGAGACCUACGAGAUGGCUUCCCUGUUUGUCGAAUACGGACUGAUGGAGUCGGUACAACAAGACCGAGGCUACAUAGCCUCCUCUCCGUCUGCCGCUCUUUUCCAACCUACCAAGAACUCGAUCUACCAGAUGACGACUCGGGGCAGAGAGGUUUUCAACGGCGCCGGUGGCCGAGGCCGCACCUCGGAGAGCGAGAGCACCGUGUCAUCUCGACCCGGUAUCGCCCGAGACUCGAAUACUCAACGAUUAGACAAGAUCCUUAACGAUGCUGCCCUGAGGCUGCUGUUCCGCGAGAACUUGCGCGAGACUCACUGCGAAGAGAAUCUUUCCUUCUACCUGGACGUGGAUGAGUUCGUGCGAAGCUGCCGACAGGCUAUCCGCUCCGCCCAGAAGAACCCGAAUGCCACGUCGAUGGACGGGAUCAAGGAAAUCAUGGCUCAAGCCUACGGCAUCUACAACGCCUUCCUCGCCCCCGGUUCUCCCUGCGAGCUGAACAUUGAUCAUCAGCUCCGCAACAACCUGGCGACACGUAUGACAAAGGCCGUCGGCCAGGAUGUCGCCAUGAUCGACACGUUGCACGAAGUCACGGCACUUUUCGAGGAUGCCCAGAACGCCGUUUUCAAGUUGAUGGCCAGCGACUCGGUGCCGAAAUUCCUGCGCAACCCUAAAUACGAGAACACGCUGAAGAACUACGACUUUGACACGAUUACACAGCCUGGUGGUCGCAUCCCCGAGCGAAGCCAGAGCCGGUCCAACCGCAAGUGA